CAGCUCACAAGACAACUCAAACUCGCAAAUUAUUUCCAUAUCCUCCUAAAACUCCGUGCUGAUCCCCAAUUCUGUGUUCUGAUUCUCUCUCUCUCCCAGACCCAAAACAACAACGCUCAGAAAAACCUCAAUGGGUUUCGAUGGAGACGAGGAAACAGCUCCCCAGAAUCCAAAAUACCUCAAAUCCAAGUUCAGGUACAACUCACCCUUUGUUCAAGUCAGCCUCAUAGGCUUAGUAUGUUUCUGUUGUCCUGGCAUGUUCAACGCUCUGUCAGGCAUGGGUGGUGGUGGCCAAGUCGACCACACAGCCGCAAACAACGCCAACACCGCACUCUACACCACCUUCGCUGUCUUCGGAGUCCUCGGUGGUGGUAUCUACAACAUCCUCGGACCCCAUCUCACCCUUGCCGCAGGUUGCUCCACCUAUAUCCUCUACGCUGGCUCUUUCCUCUAUUACAACCAUCACAAACACCAAGCUUUCGCCAUUGUUGCUGGAGCUCUGUUGGGUGUUGGAGCUGGUCUUUUGUGGGCUGGUCAAGGCGCUAUCAUGACGUCUUACCCUCCUGCUCAUCGUAAAGGGAUUUAUAUCUCACUCUUUUGGAGUAUUUUCAACAUGGGUGGUGUUAUUGGUGGACUCAUUCCUUUUAUCACGAACUAUAAUCGUAGCGAAGCUUCUUCGGUUAAUGAUGGAACUUAUAUUGGUUUCAUGGUGUUUAUGGCAGCUGGGACUGCUCUCUCUUUUGCUAUUUUGCCCCCCAGUAAGGUUAUUCGUGAGGAUGGGACUCGGUGUACUCAUAUUCAGUACUCUAAUGUUUCGACUGAGGCAGUUGAGAUUGUUAAGUUGUUUCUGAAUUGGAAGAUGUUGCUUAUAGUGCCUGCAGCUUGGUCUAGUAAUUUUUUCUAUACGUAUCAGUUCAAUAAUGUGAACGCAACGCUGUUUAAUUUGAGGACUAGAGGGUUCAACAAUGUGUUCUAUUGGGGUGCACAGAUGUUGGGCUCGGUUGCGAUUGGGUACUUGAUGGAUUUUAGCUUUGAGAGUAGGAGGAAGAGGGGGAUUUUUGGGGUUUGUGUGGUUGCUCUACUUGGGACUGCUAUUUGGGGUGGUGGGCUUGCUAACCAGCGCAGGUACUCGAUCAAAGACCCGCUACCGCAGUUGGAUUUUAAGGACUCGGGUCGAGAUUUCGCUGGGCCAUUCGUCUUGUAUUUUAGUUAUGGGUUGCUGGAUGCCAUGUUCCAGAGCAUGGUUUAUUGGGUGAUUGGAGCUUUGGCGGAUGAUUCUGAAAUCCUUAGCAGGUAUGUUGGGUUUUAUAAGGGAGUGCAAAGUGCUGGGGCAGCAGCUGCUUGGCAAGUUGAUACGCAGAAAGUAUCCUACAUGUCCCAGCUGAUUGUGAAUUGGUCGCUUACUACAAUAAGUUAUCCAUUAUUGUUGAUUCUUGUAUUGUUGGCUGUGAAGGAUAACCACAAGGAUGAAGAGGGAACUGCCAAGGAGGCUGACCCUACUUCAGCCGGCACUGUCCAUACAUGACACAAUACUGAUGUGGAGGGAUUGAAUGUUUUUCUCCCAUUGAGUUCUUGUGUUCUGCAUUAUGGCAUCUAAAUGUUUUCAAGUUGAAAUUUGCAUCUGCUGUGUAAAUUAUUAUUGUUACUGUCCUUAAUGGAAGUUCAUGUCUUGAGCAGAA
Molecule: messenger RNA, 1679 nt
Organism: Quercus robur (English oak)
Lineage: Eukaryota; Viridiplantae; Streptophyta; Magnoliopsida; Fagales; Fagaceae
Product: UNC93-like protein 1
Exons: 2
Coding region: 131-1525 (464 amino acids)
Source: RefSeq, a predicted model, not a curated record